Molecule: messenger RNA, 1560 nt
Organism: Funneliformis caledonium
Lineage: Eukaryota; Fungi; Glomeromycota; Glomeromycetes; Glomerales; Glomeraceae
Source: the annotation of a GenBank genome assembly
AUGACCAUUUCAACUUCGGAAACCAUUCCCUGGGAAGAUGCUAAAACGACUCAGAGCGAUUCAAAUACUGGACUUCUAAAUGGAUUAAAUACACCUCCACCACAAGUACUUGUAGGAAACGAAGAAAAAAUGGAAGAAAUAAGUAAUGGUAUAGGAAAUGAAGGUAUUAAUAGUCAACAAGUUCAAGCAACAUUUGCUGUUGGGUCUAUCAACGAAGCUAGAUCUAGUCAGUCACCUGUUCCCGGAGAGACCAUCAGAAGUGCAUAUCCUUUAAGAAGAUAUGCAAAUAGACACGGAUCUGGUUAUAGUAAUAAUAUAAAUGCACAAAGAACAGUUUUUGAUGGCAAAAGAAUGAGAAAAGCUAUCCAAAGGAGAACUGUAGAUUUCAAUUGUUCUAUUGGAAAAUAUAUGCAGGAUAGAAUAUGGAUUCAAGACCAAAGAAACAUGAGACUUCUAAGACCUAAAGCAGACUUUAUCAUAGAUCUUUUGCCACCCUCAGCUUAUUUGCAUAAUCCGGUAAAUGCAGUAGCAACAAAAUAUGUGCAUACUUCGACCAACAAAAACAGAUAUCCAGUUAAUGUCGUCCGGUGGACGCCUGAAGGGAGACGGUUAAUUACGGGAUUAUCAAGUGGCGAAUUCACAUUAUGGAAUGGCUUAACGUUCAAUUUUGAGACUAUUUUACAGUGGAGCCAUAACGAUAAUUGGAUGGUUACGGCAGAUCACAAAGGUAUCAUAAAAUAUUGGCAAUCCAAUAUGAAUAAUUUGAAGAUGAUUGAAGGUCAUAAAGAAGCUAUUCGAGAUUUAUCAUUUGCACCAACCGAUACAAAAUUUGCUACAUGUUCGGAUGAUGGGACUAUAAAAAUAUGGGACUUUAAUGAAGGAAUUGAAGAAAAAUCUUUAUCUGGACAUGGUUGGGAUGUAAAAGCUGUUGAUUGGCAUCCAUAUAAAUCUUUAUUGGCAUCAGGAUCCAAAGAUAAUCUAAUAAAAUUUUGGGAUCCAAAAUAUGGAAAGAACGUUGCUACUUUGCAUGGACAUAAAAAUACUAUCCUUGGCUUGCAAUGGAAUAAAAAUGGGAAUUGGUUAGGGACCGCGGCUAGAGAUCAACUGGUCAAAGUUUAUGAUAUCAGAAUGAUGAAAGAUUUACAAACUUUUCGUGGACAUAAUAAAGAAGUUUGCUCGAUUACAUGGCAUCCGUCCCAUGAGAAAUUAUUGACUACAGGUGGAUCAGACGGAUGUUUAAUGUAUUGGAUUGUAGGGCAAGAUGAAGCCGUGGAAUCUGUUGAAUAUGCCCAUGAUCAAAAUGUAUGGUCACUUGACUGGCAUCCAAUAGGUCAUAUUUUGGUAUCAGGUUCAAAUGAUCAUUCAACAAGAUUUUGGACGAGAGCGCGUCCUGGUGACACGGCUCAAGAAAAAUUCCAAGCUAACAGGCCAAAAGCAGAAGAAAAUGGGUUGAAAGAAGUUGUUAUUGAAGAUGAAAUAAAAAUGCCGGGUUUACAGCAUUUUAAUCAUGCUAAUGAUGGUAAUAAUGUAGAGGUUAAUGAAAAUAUUGGAGGUGGAGAU